Molecule: messenger RNA, 1822 nt
Organism: Chara braunii
Lineage: Eukaryota; Viridiplantae; Streptophyta; Charophyceae; Charales; Characeae
Source: the annotation of a GenBank genome assembly
CGGAUACAUGACCUGACACUUUUUCUGUUUCUGACAUUCUUCAACAUCUUCGGUUUAUUGUUACAAAUACAUAUUUGUAUACAGCGGAUGGCCUUGUUCGUCAUCAAGAUGUCGGUAUCCCUAUGGGUACAAACGCUGGUCCUGAGAUUGCCAAUCUUACACUCUAUUGGGAUGAGGCGCAGUACGUGGACAACCUGCAGCGUGUGGAUCCCUCUGCUGCUAGCCGAUAUGCUUUUACAUAUCGGUUCAUUGAUGAUGUUCUUACCUUUGAUUGUCUGCCACCAUCAUCAGCCCAUUAUGGUCUUGAAUGGAAGGAGACCACUGCGGCAGAUGGCUCGUGCACCUUCUUAGGUGCGAAACUGCAGACACGAGCAGACGGAUCUCUCAGAUUGAGUGUGUUUGAUAAGACCGUUGCAUGGGAUUUUCCUGUUAUACGAUAUCCUAGUGCAACGUCGAACAUUCCAUCUCAUCAGCCUGCAGGUGURUUCACUGGCCAGCUUACGCGUUUUGAGCAGAUCUGUGACAAUUGGCGUGAUUUCAAAACGGCAGCAACCAUGCUUGUCCGCCGUUUGCUCUCGCGUGGUCAUGCUCCGUCAACACUGGCCCGCAUCGAUGGGCUUGAAAAGGAGGAAGAGCGCGGGGGAAACACUGUUGGUCUCAUGUUUGGGGGGCAAUCAAGCUGUCAUACAGUUAAGCCAACAUUCUUAACCGGCAUCGACGGGCUUGAAGAGGAGGAAGAGCGUGGCGGAAACACUGUUGGUCUCAUGUUUGGGGGGCAAUCAAGCUGUCAAACAGUUAAGCCAACAUUCUUAACAGGCAUCGACGGGCUUGAAGAGGAGGAAGAGCGCGGCAGAAACACUGUUGGUCUCGACUUCCUUAGCGCUUUCCACGGAAGUGUGUUCGAGAAGUAUCAUGUGCUUCCUCUUCAACUGGCGACAAUGAGCGCAUCUUCGGUCAUCGGAGAGUCUCCCGUGAAAUUACAAAUGUGUCAUAGGGGUGAGGAUCUCCCUUUGGCUUUGGGAUUCGCCUUGAUAGAGUUUGCGAUCUCACAUUGUCCGAGGCUGUUUGUGCGAAUGUUCAGUCGCUCAGGGAUGGAUGUCACCCAUGAGUGUGACGAGACCGUUGCCCAGAAACUGUUUGAAUUGUGCAAAGCAGUUGCCGAUAUCAACUGCUUCCAUUCGUUCCUUGCGCUUGCUCAGCUCAUAGAUUUCGAUCUUGUGGGAAUCGACGACAAACACUUGCCGCUGCGAAUGCUGCUGACCUCCCUUCCUGGCGAUGGCUGGUUUGCAGAGGUCCGAGAUCGCGAGAGCGGCAGCCUGUUUGCCACUGCAACGAGGGGUAACAAAAAAGGGCAGACACUGCUGGAGAUUGUGGGUUUGAGCAUUGUUGAAGAACGGUACAAGCCCCAUGGCGAUGUGCCGACAAUGCUCGGCAGAGUCACGGCGUGCAAACAUGAGAGAAUAGAUCGCCAGUCCGUUGACGAGAAUGCGGAUGUGAUUUUGUACAUUGAGGACUGUUGUUCCGAAGGCCUUGUGUCCUCAACGAUAGGAUCUGAAGAGAUGAGAUCCUUGUAUCAUCUCCGAGAAGCUUCUUUUAUCAAACGUGUAGGGCAUUCUAUUUUCUAUUCUGGUAAUUCUGAGUUUGAGCGGUUACUGCCCGUUGCUGCUUCCCUGGGUUAUCUUCAUCUCAGCUUGUACUGUCAAUACGUGUUCUCUGGAUUUGACCCCAUUGACUCCAUUGCGCUUCAGGCUUCACACAUCAACGCUGGGAGAGGCGUGGCAGAGAGAUCUCCAACAAGUUGAAAUGAAUCGCAAAAUGUUUG